This is a messenger RNA of Closterium sp. NIES-65, 1404 nucleotides long. The record is from the annotation of a GenBank genome assembly. NCBI's taxonomy places the organism in Eukaryota, Viridiplantae, Streptophyta, Zygnematophyceae, Desmidiales, Closteriaceae.
AUGCCCUCUCAUCGCCGACCCUGCCCCCACCCCCCCCCCCCCUCCGGCACCCCCAGAGUUCACGGGAGACGAUUCUACGAGGCGGCGCGUGCAGCGGUGGAGGGCGUGCUGCAGGGGGGGGGCGUGCCCAUGGCGGUGGGCGGCACGGGACUCUACCUCGCAUGGCUGCUGUGCGGCCUCCUCGCCACGCCCCCCUCGUGCCCCUCGUGCCCCACGCUUGAGCGCGCCAUGGCUGCCAAGAUCCACGCCACUGUCAUGCGCGCCCGGCAGGCCAGGGCUGCCAGGGGGGAUGAGCGGAGCAUAGUGGCGGGUGGUGGGGUAGACGAGGCAGCAGGUGGACGUGAGGGGGAUGCAGAAGAGGGAGUGAUGGAGGGACAGGCGUUAGUAGGCGACUCAGGGCAAGAGUGGUGGAAGGAUAAUGGUGGAGGAGUGUCCCGCAUCCAGCAGGCCAGGGACAGUGAGCCACUCAAAAUCGCCCGCACAACCAUCCCCUCCUUCCCUCUUUACCUCUUUUUCACUCCUCUUCACCUUGAUGACAAUUUUCCGUCCUUUCCACAUCACGCCCUUUUCAUCAGCGCCUCUGUAAGCCUCUGCCUGUCUCCCUCCCUCAGGCCGCAGGUCGGCCGCGAUAAGAGAUCACCACCGCUGCACCUUCCUCUCACCAUUGCCUUCGCCUACACCACACAAUGCCACGCGCCUUUCUCAACCCCACGGCACCCCUUCGUCCUCAUGCCUCCAUCUCUUGCCUUCCUCUGCAUGCCCCAUCGCCCCGCGCCCUCACUCGUGCUCUCUCCGCCUGUGUGGCGGGCAAGUGGGCUGCUGGAGGAGAGCCUGGCGCUGCUGCGAGCAGGGCUGCAGCCCGACUGUUCGUCGCCCACACGCGUCAUCGGCUACCGCCAGGCCAUGUCCUUCCUGCUGCACUGCCAGCGCCUCAUGGACUGUACUCGGGUGCACUUGCUCAAUCGAUUCUUGCCUCCCCAUGAGGAGCUGGUGCGGAUGGUGCUGCGAGACUUUGAUGGGCCGACAGGUGGGGAGGGGCACGUAGGUGGGGAGGGGCACGCGGAUGUGGAGGGGAGGUUUGGGGCAGAGAGCGAAGGGGGGCUGGGUGGUGUUGGAGGAGGAGGGGGCAGUGCGGGGGCGUGUGAGAAGUUGUGCAUGGGUGGUGCACCAUGCCGGGCAGGCAGGUCAGGCCAGCCGUCCAUGCAGCUCACCGUGCUGCCGUGCCUCCCCAAUGUGGAUUUCACAGGAUCUACUGCGACCAGCAUGCCAUCGCUGCCACGGUGGCGUGGAUUUGAGCCAAUGUCACGCCGCACCAACAAAGCUCACACAGCGAGCAAGGCAAUGCUGUUGCUGCAGGUGUGCUCGUUACAGAGACAUGAGAAGCCACAUCACAGCCUGCUGUGA